CCGGAAGCGGCGGGAGGAGGCGAAGGGGGCAGGAGGAGGAGGCGGCGGAGCGGCUCCGCUGACUCUGAUGCUCAGCAAGUGACCUGUCUCCAGCUGCCAAGAUGGUAAUAAACGUCUGUCUCCCACAGUUCAAGCCAAGAAUUCACUGCAACAAGAUCUCAGCCGAUGGCUACGAGGUGGAGAACCUGAUCUCCGAGGACCUGGCCAGGAGGAACCGCGGCUUCCGCAGCGAGUACUUCAUCAAACCCCCGGUGCACGUCACCAUCUCCUUCCCCUUCAACGUGGAGAUCUGCAGGAUCAACAUCGACGUCUCCUCCGGGGGCUACCAGACCUUCUCCGGGCUGGAAGUUUACACCUCUACCUCAUGCAACAAAACCUCUUGGCAGAGCCCUGAGGGGCAGGGAUCAGGUCUGCCCGGGCAGCCCGUGUCGGACAAGGACACCUUCACUCUGGUGGGCAAAGCUGUCUUAAAAAAUCAGAGCAAAGUGACUUUUGGCCACAGAGGCUUCAAGCCGAGGCCUCCCUUCCAUCAGAUGGAAAAUGUCUUCUCCUACCCCGGCUCGGUGUCCCAGGAUCUCUGGAACAAGGGGCCGGCCUCGCUCAGCAACGUGUCCCACCUAAAAAUCUGCAUCACCCACGUGGCCGGGGGGGGCCUGCCCAGCAUCAAGAGGCUGGAGGUGUGGGGACAGCCUGCCAAGUCCUGCCCACAGGAGGUGAUCGAGGGCGUCUUCCAGGUGGCCUCCCAGUUCCUGGCCCAGGACAGCGGCAGCCUGAAGCCGGAGCUCUGGACGCCGAUGGAGAGCGACUGCGUCCCCUUCAGUGCCAACGAGCAGCAGACCCUGCACAAGCUGGUGGACGUGGUCCAAGACAUCCCUGAGGAAUUCCUGGACCCCAUCACUCUGGAGAUCAUGACCUUACCCAUGCUGCUGCCCUCUGGGAAGGUGAUUGACCAGAGCACCCUGGAGAAGUGCAACCGGAGCGAGGCGUCCUGGGGCCGAGUUCCCAGCGAUCCCUUCACGGGCGUGGCCUUCAGCCAGCACUCACAGCCCCUACCUCACCCCACCCUCAAGGCCAGGAUAGACCACUUCCUGCUGCAGCACAGCAUCCCUGGCACCAACCUGCUGGGGAGGGCUCACGCCCCGGAGAGCCUGGUGCCCUCCUCCAUCACCAUGUCUUCUCUGAAAAGGAAAAUGGACUGCAUGGAUCAGGGCUCCCUGCAGCCGCCCUAUUUUUCUGCUACAAACUUACUUGUCACUGCUACCUCAGAGAACAGUGCUAAAAAAAUGAAAACUGACAGUGAGUCCCACUUGAUCCAGAUGGACUGUUCCACAGAGCUGGUGUCCCACGAGCAGAAGCUGUCGGAGAGCCUGGACACUGCCCUGACCUCAGCUCUCAGCUCCAUGCCCUCCUUCACGGCCAAGCUGAUGAAGAGCCAGCAGCAGGCUCCAGGAGAGGGGGGCUGCAGCACUUCCUGGAGCCUGGGCACAGUCCUUGAGCACGGCAGGAGCAGCCAGAGCCAGGCGUGUGCUUCCUGUGGCAAAUCCUUCUCCUGCUACUUCAAGGCAGAGCCGGUGUACCAGCUCCCCUGCGGGCACCUGGAGUGCCGGCCCUGCCUGGCCGAGCGCCAGAAGGCUCCGGCUUCCCCCAUCCACUGCGGGAGCUGCAAGAGGGCUGCGGCCUCGCAGGACGUCAGGAGGGUUCACUUCUGAGCCCCGGGGCUGCCGGCGGGACGAGGAGGAGCUGCUGCUGUGCCCCGUGUCCACACGGAGCCGCCCGGGAGCCGCAGAGCGGAGAGGACUCACUCGGUGUUGUGCUUACGGAGUAGUGGGGGGUGGGGGGUUAGAGCCCGAGGAUGACAAAAGCCAUAGCUUCUUUAUCCAAGGAACAUGUAUUUAUCCAGGACUGGUGUCCGAGCGCUGCCCCGGGGCUCAGAGGUUUAGCACAGGUGCCUUUUGGACCAGCUCAGCUUCCCCCCUGUGAGUUCAGCCACGUGUGACCAGCAGCCACCCGGCUGUGGAGCAGGUAAAGCCCUUGUGAGUGACAAACAAAGCCCCCCCCCGGCUUCCUCCCCUUCCCCACCUCGCUGUGCCUCCCUGCUGGGGGUGUCUCACCCUGGAAUCGGCAGGAGAGGCUGAGGUGUGAGGAGCUGGCAGUGAUCUCACCCUGCUCAUCCAGACUCUUGUAGAAAAGCCAUCCCAUCCCACCCUCGGUUUAUGUCGUGUGAGCAGCCCAGCUCCUGGCUGCCUGAUAGACAUUUAAGCCUUAAUAAAAUGUUUAAAGUCA
Passer montanus (Eurasian tree sparrow) is the source of this 2283-nucleotide messenger RNA. It is a transcript of the gene UBOX5, whose product is annotated as U-box domain containing 5. NCBI's taxonomy places the organism in Eukaryota, Metazoa, Chordata, Aves, Passeriformes, Passeridae. Gene Ontology annotation, molecular function: ubiquitin-ubiquitin ligase activity; ubiquitin protein ligase binding. The transcript has 5 exons. The coding region runs from base 102 to 1709 and encodes 535 amino acids. Gene Ontology annotation, biological process: protein polyubiquitination. Gene Ontology annotation, cellular component: nucleus. The record is from RefSeq and is a predicted model, not a curated record.